Messenger RNA from Schistosoma guineensis, 1597 nucleotides. The record is from the annotation of a GenBank genome assembly. NCBI's taxonomy places the organism in Eukaryota, Metazoa, Platyhelminthes, Trematoda, Strigeidida, Schistosomatidae.
GCUUCGACCUUCAGCGCACUUGACGUUCUUAUUAUAUAGACAUUUUCUUGUUAAUAAAUCGUACUGCAUAUCAAUUAAAAUCUUUCCAAAAUCUUGGCUUUGAUGGCGGCACCCGUGUUAACUAAGGAGGCUGCUGAAAAGACCGCGCGAUCUAUCUUCGUAGGUAACAUACCGUAUGAAGCGACUGAGGAAAAGCUUAUCGAACUAUUUAGCAAGGCUGGUCCUGUAAUCGGUUUUCGUUUGGUAUAUGAUAGAGAAUCUGGGAAACCCAAAGGCUAUGGAUUUUGUGAAUACAAUAACCCAGCCAUUGCUGCGAGUGCUUUGCGGAAUCUUCAAAAUAUUGAAUUCAAUGGUCGUCCGCUCCGUAUCGGACCAGCUGCUGGAGAACAAAAUUCUGCUGAACUGGCCCUAAGUAACCCAUCAGUUGGUCCACCACUUGAAAGCCCAUAUGGAGAUAAUAUUGACCCGCAAGCUGCACCAGAAGCUAUUAGUCGAGCAGUUGCUAGCUUACCACCUGAACAAAUGUAUGAACUAAUGAAGCAGAUGAAACUUUGUAUACAAAACAAUCCUAAUGAAGCACGCAAUAUGUUACUCCAAAAUCCUCAACUAGCAUAUGCUUUACUACAGGCUCAAAUCGUUAUGAAGAUUGUCGAUCCCAAAGUUGCCAUCGCUAUGUUAAAUCGCAGUCAUGAUCAAAUCCCCCCUGCUAUGCCGGAUGAAGACAUGUCUAUGAGAGCACCAGUUAUGGCUUUUCCUGGUCAUAUCAAUCAGACACCAUCUUCUGUGGGUCCUAACACUCCAGGAAAUCAUAUGAUGCCCAUGUCUUCACCUGGGUCUCACUUGCCCCCCUCCGGCUUUCCACAUCACGGUGGACCUGGACCCGUCCCACAUCCAAACCAUUUCGGUGUUGAACAAGUUCCACAAAGAAGUCAAGCACCUCAAGGAAUGCAACAGAAGUUUUAUCCAAAUAAUAUGCCACCUAGUGGGUUUCCUCCUAAUUCUGUUGCUCCACCAUCCCAGCCGCCUUUUGAUUAUCCAUCGGGUCAAACACAGUCAUCAGCUGUGUCAGGACAACAACCACAUUUCAAUCCCAAUGGACCUCCAAACAUGGCCGUCCGACCUCAAAGACCACCCGCUGCUCAAAUUACCCCUGCAAUUGCUGCAGCGGCAGCUGCAAGUAUGGGUCCCAAUAGUUUACUAGCAGGACAAGGUGAACAAGAAAAAGUCACACUUAUUAUGCAAGUUCUUCAGCUAUCAGACGAACAACUUGCUCUCUUACCAGAGGAUCAACGACGCAGCAUUAUGAUUUUAAAAGAACAACUUGGCAAAACAGGAGCAAUUUAAUCCCUUAUAGUGUGUUAUUUAUUGAUAUUUACAGCAUCCCAAUAAAUUUGUAAUUUAUUAAAAAUAAAGCACUUGGAAUUAUGCAAGAUAACUGUAUUGAUCAGGAUCAUCUGGAUUUCGUUCAAGAUAGCCAGUAUCUAUUAGACCUUCAAUGCAACGCUUGAUUAGUGGUAUCGGUGGUUGGAAGCGGUUAGAUGCUUGCUGUAAAAUAGUUUCAAUAAGCUGUGCAUGCUUUAUCUGUCUUCGAGCUUUU